AUUAUUACGUUGGAAGCCAUACAGCACUGCACUGCUGCAAGCGACUGGCUGCUAAACGUCAAUUGUCUACAGACGGGUUGAUAGACAGCUAAUUUAAAAGCAGGAAAAGAGAUGAUAAAAACAAGAAAGAGAGGUCCAGGAUCUUUUUCAUGAUAGAAAUUUAGAGCUGUUCCGUUCACAUCAAUCAUCUCCAAUGCAGUACUUCCAGCUAUAUUCUCUGAGUUCGUGAUUCUUUUUUGUAGAACUGUGGCGCCAUAAAGAACUUCAGCAUAUUAAGCAACCCUUCAAGCAGGCCAAAGAGAUCAGAAAGUCUCCAGAACUGCAUCAAGGAGACACUUUUAGUAAUUGAGUUUAUCUGUUUGAAUUGCCCGGAAAUUAAGAGGAGUUGGUCUGAGAACCAUUAGAUUGGAAAGUGGGUGUUAAGUAAGCUACACAUUAACACUCAGCAGUUCUGUUGCCAAUUUAAUAAAUUCAUACUGAUCAAGUGACUCAAACCCAGGACACCAAGAUGAGCAAGAGGGUGAACACAACAGCCUCCGCAAGGCUGAAACAGGACUACUUGAGACUCAAGAAAGAUCCUGUCCCUUAUGUUACAGCAGAGCCUUUGCCAUCAAAUAUCCUUGAAUGGCACUAUGUUGUACGAGGUCCCAAGGAAACACCUUACGAGGGCGGUUUAUACCAUGGCAAGCUGGUGUUCCCCAGGGAAUUUCCCUUCAAACCUCCAAGCAUCUUCAUGAUCACACCCAAUGGAAGAUUCAAAACCAACACAAGGUUAUGUUUGUCAAUAAGUGAUUUUCAUCCUGAUACCUGGAACCCUGCCUGGUCUGUAUCCACCAUCCUAACUGGUUUACUCAGCUUCAUGGUCGAGAAGAAUCCAACAUGGGGCAGCAUAGAAACAACAGAUUUUGUUAAAAAACAAUUUGCCCAUGAUAGCGGAGCCUUCAAUAUAAAGAAUUCAACAUUUGUAGAACUCUUCCCAGAUACUGCAAAGGAGAUAAAACAGAAAAUCAAGAAAGAAGAAGAGGAUCUCAAACAGCUCUCGGAAUCCAACGCCUCCAAGUCCCCUGACCACGCCCAACUGAGGCAGAGGACGAAUAACUUCAACGCCCCCGCGGAACGACCCCCUGGAAUCGUGGGCAGCACCAUGGCCAACGUGCUUGUUAUCAUCGGCUUUGCAGCGUUUGCAUGGACAGUUAAAUAUGUACUGCGCAGCAUAGCCAACACUGAUCAAUAGGAAAGAUUGAUUGUAUUUUUUUUUGCUAUGGACAUUGAAUUUGUAAGCGGUUUCGGCUAAGCUGGUGAAAUUUUGACAGAGGUAAUAAGUGAACGGGAGUGUAUAACUCUUAAUACCUAGUUUACAUUUGCUACGCUUCAUCGUAUGAUCAGUUGUUCUUCGAGAUUUACGGGAUGGUGUUGGUGGCUAUGGGCUAUCAUAUUCAGGUACAGCCAUUGUAUGAUUUCCUUUGUUGGGCAUCGUAGAGGAGUCAUAGCUAAAGUCCUGCAGAGGCUGUACAAAGAUCGUACAGCUCUUGUUCAAUGAACACAAGGAGAUGGUGCAAUUGUACGGUGAUCAUAUGAUGACGCUGUGCUGGACCCCGUAACACAAAGGUCAGCGAUUGAUCAUAUGCUUGAUUUUCACGAUUGAUUGUACAUUGUUGUCAUUGCAAUCAGUCACAAAGAUAUUCUGCUACGAUGAUCGCUAAGCUUUGUGUUACGGGCCCCUGGUUGUACUAUGUGUUGAAGGGCUACGUCAUUUGUUAAACUCCAUGCUUAAGAAAAUCAUGGGAGCUGAGGAGAUUGGGAAUCCGAACGAUAACUGUGGGAUUGUCGCAUGCCACUCAGGGUGAUAGUGUGAUUUAGAGGGAUAUGAUCAGAUUAGGGUCACUCUACACUGACCGUGAUGAUGCAUAAUGCUGCUUUCCAUAUACAUGUAGCAAGAUGGCAUGGACAUCAGUCUGCUGUGUGGCCACUCUCCAAUUUAUCUCUAUUAAGUCUGUGGUGAGAUAUCUUGUAGCUCACAAAUCAUUAGACACACUUAAAAAAAAGUUUACCCAGUAGUGACUUCAAAGGCAACAUGCAUGUUUGAUGUUGUUUGAAGGUUUGCAUGGUGGCAUGUACAAUUGCUGAUGUGGUUUACGGUACACCAUGUGGAGUGU
Lytechinus variegatus (green sea urchin) is the source of this 2156-nucleotide messenger RNA. Its product is annotated as ubiquitin-conjugating enzyme E2 J2-like. The record is from RefSeq and is a predicted model, not a curated record. The transcript has 6 exons. NCBI's taxonomy places the organism in Eukaryota, Metazoa, Echinodermata, Echinoidea, Temnopleuroida, Toxopneustidae. The coding region runs from base 509 to 1234 and encodes 241 amino acids.